GAGAGAGAGAGAGAGAGAGAGAGGGGGAGGGAGGGAGAGGCAGACAGAGAAGGAGGGAGAGAGAGGAGAGAGAGGAGAGAGAGAGAGAGAGAGAGAGAGAGAAGAGGGUAGGGAGUAUUUGUUGGAUCAAGGGGGAGGGAGAAAGAGUCAAAUCGUCUCCCAAGGGCGGUCGUUCUUCGACAAGGAUUCUUGGGCGAGGGAGGGAGGAGGAGGGGGGAAGGUGGGAGGAGGAUUGGAAUGAGACUGGGCUGUGGGUUAAGUCAGCCAAGGAGAGACAGACAGAGACAGACAGAGACAGACAGACAGAGACACAGAGAGAGAGAGAGAGACAGAGAGAGAGAGAGAAAGAGAGAGCAACAGGCAGAACAGACCGAAAGGAACCGACCGGAUGGACAGUCUGGAUGGCCACCGAAUGAUGAUCGCAGCUGUGGUCACUGGUCACUAUUGCUAGGCACCGCAAGCAAGCGCAGAGUCGAGCGCUUCCGCUGGGCGACAGCUGGUGGGUCACCAACCAAGAAGCUGGGAAAAGAAGGAAGACAAGACAGACAGUGAAGAGUGAAGAGUGAAGAGUGAAAGUGAAAGUGACUCCGGACAAGACAGCCAGAAGACACGACAGAGGAGAGGAGAGAG
Penicilliopsis zonata CBS 506.65 is the source of this 630-nucleotide messenger RNA. RefSeq lists its product as hypothetical. The record is from RefSeq and is a predicted model, not a curated record. Bases 238 to 552 code for a protein of 104 amino acids. NCBI's taxonomy places the organism in Eukaryota, Fungi, Ascomycota, Eurotiomycetes, Eurotiales, Aspergillaceae. The transcript has a single exon.